AUGGAAAAGGAACAACAAGAGAAAGAACAACAGAUGAGAAAAUUAGCAGCUGAACUUGAACUCACCAAGCAGCGAACAGAGGAAGCAAGAAAAGUAGCUGAGCUCAAUAAGUCACGGGCAGAAAAUGCGGAACGACAACUAGUCAAAGAUUGUGAUACUGUAAAGGAUUUUCUUACGAAACAUAAUUUUACAACCGGAUCGCCUGAGGGAGUACCAGUUGAAACAAUAACCCGAUCACCCAUCAAGUUGAAAGGAGUCGACCUUCCAAAGUUUUCUGGAGAGGAUAAAACCAAUUAUGAGCCCUGGAAGGCAGCAUUUAUGGCAAUGGUUGAUGUGCAGAACAUUCCAGUUGGUGAAAAAAUUCUCAGGUUACAAAGCUGUUUAGCUGGUAAAGCACUGACCUUGGUGAAAGAUUUGGGAUAUUCAAGCGCUGCAUACGAACGAGCAAAGUCGAAGUUAGAGAAGAGGUAUGGGGGAGAGAGACGAGAACAAAUAAAGCAGCUUAAAACUUUGCGUAAUUGGCCUAAGGUUCGGUCCCACAAUUUACAAGACUUGGAAGAAUUUCAAGCCCUACUAGAGAGAAUUUUGAUCACUAUCAACAAUUGUGGAUCCUUACAAGAUCAAAGCCUGAACUUAUCAGCAAAAGAAAAGCUAACCGAACGGGAUGUUGAAGCGUAUAAAUACUGCUUGAUAGACUAUGCUCGAGAAGAUUGCUUUGAAUCGCUGGUAGACUUGGUGGAACUCCGAGUGCAAGUCCUUGGGGAAGCGAGAGAGGAGACUGAAGGAUUUGGUAAGAAGAAUGAGGAACGGGGUAACAAGAAUCGUGAUGAACGACCGCGUUUCCGAGGAUUCAACACACGAUUUUCAACCAGACAUUGUAUUGUUAGCACAUGCAAACAAGACCAUCCACCAUGGGUUUGUGAUGCUUUCAAGAGACUCCCUGUACAGAAGAGAAAGGAAUUAAUUUCAAAAAGCAGCCGUUGUUAUCGGUGCCUGGCAGCUGGGCAUCACAGCAAAGAUUGUCGUAAAGCACGAAAAUGCGGAGUUGACGGAUGCCAGAGCAACAACCAUAGCAGUUAUCUUCAUGAAAGCACCCUACAGAAUGGAAACACAAAUGCUAGACAGCAGUUAGAACCAUAUGCGCCAACCUUCUAUCCAAGACAGCCACCAGCUCAAGAAGCAAGAACCGAACAGUCUGGUAGAAUGGACAUCAAUAACCAACUGAGAGACGAAUCAUCCACGCAAGAGAGAACUCACAAAACGA
Paramuricea clavata is the source of this 1264-nucleotide messenger RNA. The record is from the annotation of a GenBank genome assembly. Lineage: Eukaryota; Metazoa; Cnidaria; Anthozoa; Malacalcyonacea; Plexauridae.